GUCAUUUCCUGAUUUAGGGUCAACAACAUGGUGCCGUCCGUGGUCUGGGCGAGCCAAUGAUUUGAGUGGAUAUUUUCCUACGAAUGCCUUUUAUUUGUAUGAUACUUCGCUAAUAUUGUACAAGAGCUAAUGCUGGGGCAUUAGAUUGUUAUUCGUUGUUUUUCCACUGUCAAAGAGUAUUGAACAAGUGUCCAUCUCUGCUGCUGCUCACACAACUGAUCAUGUCGGGAACAAAUGUGUGGACUCGCAGUCGGGAGAGGAUGAGACGGUUCCCAGAGCUGUUUGCCCAGUGUUCUGGUGAGGCUGCAGCUUAUGGGAAGUGUGUGACAGCUACUACCACAGGCAGACAGGAGCUGAGAAAGGACCUGUGUGUUAAAGAGUUUGAUGCUCUGAAGACUUGCAUUGUUACAGCAGUGAGUGGCAUAUUACAGGUGUUCCAACAUUUUCUAUGACAUUUUGUCUGUCUUUGUAUGAAUUCAACUGACUUGAUCAUCUUAUUGUCUUGCAGGCCAAGAAGGGAGUGAAGUAGACCAUUCCGCCCAACACAUCUCUGCUGGACAUAGGCUUUAUUGUCAACAUAAACAGGGGUGUAUUCACUCGGUACUAAACGGACGGAAACGAGGAGGGACCUACCUGAAUUUGUUCAAUAGAAACGCUCAAUUACAUUGUAAAACAUUUGCAUCUGUUUGCAGUCUGCACUAAUGACUACACCCCAGGCAGUGGACCUAAUGUCCCCAUUGUUCCAUGAACAUCAGGUAGUACUGUUUCAGUAAUGCGAUGGCAGGUGCUGAAAGAUAUCUUGACGAGUCCCACAAGCAUAAUGUUUGACCUGUUGUUGGUCCCAGAGGUAAUGCAAGCAUGGUGUUUCAACUAGUCUUCAAUAGUGCGUCACGGUCAUACCGUUUGACUAUGUAAUAACAUGUAACCCACCACCGAAGACUUGCAGGACUGUGUAUUUGUCAUGUAGAAAUAUGCAAAUUGGUGUAUGGGGGAUAUCUUUGGUUAAUGUACACAACACACAUUGACAACCAACAUUUCAUAUUGUGACAUUUUCAGAAAUAUGAGUCGACCCAGAAUUAAAUAACUGUAAUUCUAAAGAAGUCAUGAGGCCACUGAUUGAUGUCCUCCCUUUAUGAAGUCCAUUUCAUUCACUGUUCCUUAUGGUAGCCACAGCUCAGGGCACCAUUGUAGAAGUCCAAGACACUGUUUCAAAUGCUACAAGAAUAGAGAGCGAGAGAUGACGACUAAUUGCACUUCUGUUCUGGAAAUGAUGCAUUUCCAUCUCAAUACAGGCAUAAAGAUAUUCACUUCGACCCGUUCAUUUCACCCCUAGUUAGGAUAAAGGCACAAAACAGUGGAGCCCUCACACACAGGAUGUGACAAAACAAAAGAACCAUAUUCCUUUUAAGUCACAGAAGAAACACUGCUGUAGCACAUGUAAGGCACAAGAACGUGGAAUGUAGAAUCAGAAUUAUGGAUUCAGAACUCACACAAAAAAUAAAAUCAUAUUGGAAUUGUACCGUAUGUGUGUGACAAGGAUACACAUUUCUCCAGCACUACAUUCUUAUUUUUAUUGAUCAAAAAUAUGAUUCUGUUUUCAAAAUCAAGAGUCAAAUUAUCUGGAAGAAGCACUGAAUCUCACCAAUUGAUCCCUAUUUAAAUGUUCUUUGAACGCUUUCCGAAAAUAUGUAAAAACCAGCACGAGGACAUUUAGCGACAGUUCAGAGAACAUAUAGACGCUAUUUACAGCACACGAUAACCAACAUACAUUGGGCUUAACAAAACCACUACAGUAACAAAAACACCAGCACGUAAUCUUUCCAGAGCCAAAAUGAAAACGCCAAAUCACUUAGAAGUAUCAAGGGAUUUAAAAUGAGUAAAAUACAAGUCAUUGGAUAGAUGGUACAUUGCUCUCUCAAAACACAGGAAAAAAGGAACAUCUGUAUGUGGUAUUGCAUUGCAUCCAAAUCUCACCCCAGAGAAAACUAAAAAUAAGUUAACAUUUACAUACAAAUAUAUUUUUAAUAAAGACUAGAUCUAUUAUAGAAUAAUAUGUGAUCAUUGCUACAAUAUCUUUGUUUUUAUUUAACCUUUAUUUAACUAAGCAAGUCAGUUAAGAACAAAUUCUUAUUUUCAAAGACUGCCUAGGAACAGUGGGUUAACUGCCUGUUCAGGGGCAGAACGACAUUUGUACCUUGUCAGCUCGGGGAUUUGAACUUGCAACCUUCCGGUUACUAGUCCAACACUCUAACCACUAGGCUACCCUGCCGCCCUUUAUCAUCACUAUUAUCUUGUAUCUUCUGGAAUCAUGGAAGGAGCACUAAAGAAAGCACUAGUAUUUGGUAAUAGAUGCCCACAGACUAAGGUCACAUGAAGAUGCAGCCCAAUUCAGAUCAGAUCUUUUGCCAAUAAUUGUGAAAAAGAUCAGAAUUGGGUUGCCUGUGUAAAUGCAGCCAGAAUGUUCCCUAUCACAUCAAUGCAUCUCACACACUCACACUCCUCCUGUACUUGUCAGGUAUUGUGAAGGCAGGUGGUAAGGCAAUAGAGUGAUCCA
Oncorhynchus masou masou (cherry salmon) is the source of this 2554-nucleotide messenger RNA. RefSeq names its product NADH:ubiquinone oxidoreductase complex assembly factor 8 (gene ndufaf8). Lineage: Eukaryota; Metazoa; Chordata; Actinopteri; Salmoniformes; Salmonidae. Gene Ontology annotation, biological process: mitochondrial respiratory chain complex I assembly. The transcript is spliced from 2 exons. Gene Ontology annotation, cellular component: mitochondrion. The record is from RefSeq and is a predicted model, not a curated record. The coding region runs from base 222 to 452 and encodes 76 amino acids.